Molecule: messenger RNA, 2685 nt
Organism: Bubalus bubalis (water buffalo)
Lineage: Eukaryota; Metazoa; Chordata; Mammalia; Artiodactyla; Bovidae
Gene: TAPT1
Product: transmembrane anterior posterior transformation 1
Exons: 14
Coding region: 150-2114 (654 amino acids)
Biological process (GO): positive regulation of cilium assembly; maintenance of protein localization in endoplasmic reticulum
Cellular component (GO): ciliary basal body; endoplasmic reticulum membrane
Source: RefSeq, a predicted model, not a curated record
GCGGGCAGCGGGCGCAGCAGCAGCCGCCGCCGCCCCGGGGCUCCUCGGCCGACCCUCCGGCCGCCGCCGCCGCGCUUGGCUUGCUCCCGCUGGGGUCCCGACCCGAGACCCGGUGGCGCUCGCUCUCCCCGGCCGCGCGGCCCGGCGGCAUGGAGCCCGGCACGGCGCGGGAGGGCAGCGCGCGGCACGGGGACGGCAGGAAGAAGAUGGCGGCGGCCGUGGCGGCGGCGGCGGCGGCGGCCGCCUCCUCUCACGCGCCGGUGACGCCAAUGGCGCGCGCCGGCCGGCGGGCCGCGGAUGGCGGCGGCGGCGGCGGCGGCGGCCCGGGCUCCGCUGAGGGGCGGGGCGAGGCGGGAAGGGGGCCGGCCGGAGGAGGAGGCCGGGCCGGCGCCUGGAGGGAGGCGGUGGGGACGGUUUGCUGUGCUCGGAACAUGGCGGGCGUCGGCGACGCGGCCGCCCCGAGAGAAGGCGGCGCGGACGGCACCGAGCGGGAUGGCCGCGCUGAGGCGGAGCAGCUGGGCGGCGGCGGCGGUCACGGGCCCCCGCCGGCGCCUCAGCACACGGAGACGCUGGGCUUCUACGAGAGCGACCGGCGGCGGGAGCGGCGCCGCAGCCGCGCAGAGCUUUCACUGCUCAGGUUCCUCAGUGCUGAACUAACCAGAGGGUACUUCCUUGAACAUAAUGAGGCCAAGUAUACAGAAAGAAGAGAAAGAGUGUACACGUGUAUGCGAAUACCAAGAGAAUUGGAAAAGCUCAUGGUUUUUGGAAUCUUCCUGUGCCUGGACGCGUUUCUCUACGUGUUCACCCUGCUUCCUGUCAGAGUCCUCCUGGCCCUGUUCAGGCUCUUCACCCUGCCUUGCUAUGGCCUCAGGGACAGACGUGUGCUGCAGCCCGCCCAGGUGUGUGACGUCCUGAAGGGGGUCAUCUUGGUCAUCUGCUAUUUCAUGAUGCACUACGUGGACUACUCCAUGAUGUAUCACCUGAUCCGGGGGCAGUCGGUCAUCAAGCUGUACAUCAUCUACAACAUGCUCGAGGUAGCAGACCGCCUGUUUUCCUCAUUUGGGCAAGAUAUAUUAGACGCUCUGUACUGGACAGCGACAGAGCCCAAGGAGCGGAGGAGGGCGCACAUCGGGGUGGCCCCCCACUUCUUCAUGGCGGUCCUCUAUGUCUUUUUGCAUGCCAUCCUUAUAAUGGUUCAAGCAACCACCCUCAACGUGGCUUUUAACUCACACAACAAGUCCCUGCUGACUAUCAUGAUGUCUAAUAACUUUGUCGAAAUUAAAGGAAGUGUUUUCAAGAAGUUCGAAAAGAACAAUCUUUUUCAAAUGUCAAAUAGCGAUAUUAAGGAACGAUUCACAAAUUAUGUGCUUUUGCUAAUAGUAUGUCUGAGAAACAUGGAGCAGUUUUCUUGGAAUCCAGAUCAUCUCUGGGUGUUAUUUCCAGAUGUCUGUAUGGUGGUCGCAUCAGAAAUUGCUGUGGAUAUUGUAAAACAUGCUUUUAUCACAAAGUUCAAUGACAUCACGGCAGAUGUUUACAGUGAAUAUAGAGCCAGCCUUGCUUUUGACCUUGUUAGCAGUCGACAGAAAAAUGCGUGUACCGACUACAGUGACUCGGUGGCCCGGAGGAUGGGGUUCAUCCCGCUCCCACUGGCUGUUUUACUCAUCAGAGUGGUGACAAGUUCAAUUAAGGUGCAAGGAAUCCUGUCUUAUGCCUGCGUUGUCCUCUUCUAUUUGGGGUUGAUCUCCCUGAAAGUCCUGAACAGCAUUGUCCUGCUGGGGAAAUCCUGCCAGUACGUGAAGGAAGCCAAAAUGGAAGAUAAGUUGUUUAACCCUCCCCCGGCCAGCGCUCCCGGCAAACCGUCCAGUAAAUCACAAAACAAGUGUAAACCCUCCCAAGAAGAAACCCUGUCUGCCUCAGUCACCAGCCAGCCCACUCAUCAGAAGGAAAAUGCGAUCCCGCUGCUUGUGACGAGCAGCUCUGAUCAGCUUCUGACCACCCCGGAUGGCGACGAGAAGGACAUAACACAGGAGAACUCGGAACUGAAACACAGGUCCUCAAAGAAAGAUCUGUUAGAGGUAGACAGGUUCACAAUUUGUGGAAACCGAAUUGACUGAAUUCCGGAGCUCCGGGUGCCAAAGACGCAGUCCCGGGGCCCCAGAUGCGGUGCCCCUUGGACGGACAGAUGCUGAAAACGGCACUUAAAUAUUUAUUUAAGAACUUAACUUAUUGACGGAAAGCAAAUCUUAGUGUCCUUCUUCUGGUGACAUGGUCUGGCUGAAAGUCAGGUCACACGGGGCAGCCAGCAGUGACCUCCAGCCUCAAGCCCUUGGACAGAUGGAUGGCUCAGGAAGGGUCCCUCCUGCUUGGGGAAGCCGCAGAGUCACCUUGGGCCCCGCGGGAGUGACCCCACCACCCCCUCUGCUCCGUCACUCUGUGCUUCCAGAGGGUGGGAUUCCACCUCGAGUCUUCCUCGGCGUCAGGAUGCGCUGGAGACGGUGGAGUUCUCACAUGACGCUCCCAUUUCCAGCCUCAUUCUGUUCCCACAGUUUUCAAACUUCAUCUGCCAAAGCAUUAAAAAAAAAAAAAGAAAACGAUAAUUAAACUUAAGAUAAAUGUUCUUACCACCAGAAUACUCUUCGAAGAUGUAUCUGAAUUAAUCAGAAUAAAAAGCUACCUUAAAUGAGA